This is a messenger RNA of Stegastes partitus (bicolor damselfish), 1980 nucleotides long. Its product is annotated as elongation factor 1-alpha 1. NCBI's taxonomy places the organism in Eukaryota, Metazoa, Chordata, Actinopteri, Pomacentridae. Gene Ontology annotation, biological process: translational elongation. Bases 1 to 1389 code for a protein of 462 amino acids. The record is from RefSeq and is a predicted model, not a curated record. Gene Ontology annotation, molecular function: translation elongation factor activity; GTP binding; GTPase activity. The transcript is spliced from 7 exons.
AUGGGGAAGGAGAAGCUCCACAUAAACAUUGUGGUGAUAGGACAUGUCGACUCCGGCAAGUCCACCACCACCGGCCACCUCAUCUACAAGUGUGGGGGCAUCGACAAAAGAACAAUCGAGAAGUUUGAGAAGGAGGCUGCAGAGAUGGGAAAGGGUUCCUUCAAAUACGCCUGGGUUCUGGACAAGCUGAAGGCCGAGCGCGAGCGCGGCAUCACCAUCGAUAUCUCCCUUUGGAAGUUUGAGACCAGCAAGUACUACGUGACCAUCAUCGAUGCUCCGGGACACAGGGACUUCAUCAAGAACAUGAUCACCGGGACCUCUCAGGCCGACUGCGCCGUGCUGAUCGUGGCUGCCGGCGUCGGCGAGUUCGAGGCCGGCAUCUCCAAGAACGGGCAGACCCGCGAACACGCCCUGCUGGCCUACACGCUGGGAGUGAAGCAGCUCAUCGUGGGCAUCAACAAGAUGGACUCCACCGAGCCCAACUACAGCCAGAAGCGCUACGAGGAGAUCGUGAAGGAAGUCAGCACUUACAUCAAGAAGAUCGGCUACAACCCCGACACUGUGGCCUUCGUGCCCAUUUCUGGCUGGAACGGAGACAACAUGUUGGAACCCAGCCCUAAUAUGACUUGGUUCAAGGGCUGGAAGAUCAACCGCAAAGAUGGAAACGCUUCGGGCACCACCCUGCUGGAGGCUCUGGACGCCAUCCAGCCUCCCACCCGUCCCACCGACAAGCCCCUGCGGCUGCCUCUGCAGGACGUCUACAAGAUCGGAGGCAUCGGCACCGUGCCCGUGGGCCGGGUAGAGACGGGGAUCCUGAAGCCUGGCAUGGUGGUGACUUUUGCCCCCGUCAACGUCACCACCGAGGUCAAGUCCGUGGAGAUGCACCACGAGGCCCUGACCGAGGCGCUGCCCGGCGACAACGUGGGCUUCAACGUCAAGAACGUGUCCGUGAAGGACAUCCGUCGCGGCAACGUGGCCGGAGACAGCAGGAACGAUCCGCCACAGGAGGCGGCGGGCUUCACCUCUCAGGUGAUUAUCCUGAACCACCCCGGUCAGAUCAGUGCUGGCUACGCUCCCGUACUGGACUGCCACACUGCGCACAUCGCGUGCAAAUUCGCAGAGCUCAAGGAAAAGAUCGACCGUCGCUCCGGUAAGAAGCUCGAGGACAAUCCCAAGUCCCUGAAGUCUGGAGAUGCUGCCAUUGUGGACAUGAUCCCCGGCAAGCCCAUGUGUGUGGAGAGCUUCUCUGAGUACCCGCCGCUGGGGCGUUUUGCUGUCCGCGACAUGCGCCAGACGGUGGCGGUGGGAGUGAUUAAAGGCGUGGAGAAGAAAGCCCCGACAAGCGGUAAGAUCACCAAGUCUGCACAGAAGGCGCAGAAGGCCAAAUGAACGUUGUGCUGGGCUGCUGCCCCGAACGCUCACCGUGGCCGAAGACACACUAGCACCCCGCCCCUUCUGCACACCAUAGUCAGCGUCUGGUCUAUUAUCACAAUGCAUCGCAAAAGCAGACGAAGGAAAAAAAAUGACGCGCCGCGCAGUUAGCGACGCUAACACGCUAUGUUACGUGUAGGUUUUAUUGUAACUCACUUCGUGGCAGAACAACACGACAGGUUUGCGUUCUAGUUCUCUGUGUGCUGUUGAAGUUAGAAUUCCAGCUGCUCGUUGAUGUGGCUACCCGACGUAGUGAUACGGUAGAGAUGUUCCUUUGCCAGGUCUUUGUUAACGUAAUGCUCUGUGUCCUAGCUUUAAAACCAGAUGUGCUCUCUAGCCAGAUGUAGGUUGGCUGCUUGCAUGUUCGCUGUUUGCACCUUACAGCUUCAGAAACUCUUUGUCUGAUGACCUUCAAUCUUCAUGCCUCGCACUUUGCUUGACGUAAGCUCCCUCGCAGGAGCUCUGAUAAAUGUUACUGUUCAGUUCAUGCACCUUAACCACUGUUGUUUGUGAGCGUACGUUCAUAAAAGUAAAGAUGUUUAAACAGUU